Messenger RNA from Cucurbitaria berberidis CBS 394.84, 2162 nucleotides. RefSeq names its product glycoside hydrolase family 125 protein. The record is from RefSeq and is a predicted model, not a curated record. Gene Ontology annotation, biological process: carbohydrate metabolic process. The transcript has 3 exons. The coding region runs from base 234 to 1880 and encodes 548 amino acids. NCBI's taxonomy places the organism in Eukaryota, Fungi, Ascomycota, Dothideomycetes, Pleosporales, Cucurbitariaceae.
CAACCGCAGGACCUCGGAGAUAUUGAUUGAGCGUCUCCGUCGCUCCGCAUACUGUCCAUGUUAUACAUUCCGAGCGUUUUGUCUGCCAAGUCAUGAGAGUUCUCCCUCGCUGAGCAUUUGUUCAUGCCGCGCCGUUCCUCAUUACUCGCGAUUGUCAGCACCUAACAGCCGAUUCUUCACCGUUCCUGAGAAGCUGGCCUUCCAAGUGCCAACAGAACCCACAUCAGUCCAGUAUGAAGUCAUCGUUAGCAUCUGUCUCCUUCGGGGCUCUUCUCUCUUUAGCAUCCGUUUCUGCUGGCUUGCACAACGCUGCUGAGGAGCAAGAACCUCUGAGACAACCAAUUGACCCGACCAAGUACCGAGCAGCAUGUCCAGACUACAAGAACUAUGCCAUGCGAAAGCACCCACCAUACAGCAAAGGCCCAAUGGAGCUCCCGUUCCAAAGACCGGCAAAGUACUGCCGAACAUUUGAGUCGCCUCUUGUCGAAAAGGUUAUCCAAGACAUGAACGAGAAGAUAGUCGACAAGGAUCUCGCCCGCUUGUUUGAGAACGCAUUCCCCAAUACCUUGGAUACGACCGUACGAUGGCACGUCGAUGGCACAGCAAAGCAUAAGAUGUCGAAGAAGUCUUGGGACUCUGCUGCUUGGAAGGGAGCGCAGAGCUUCAUUGUUACCGGCGACAUUAACGCAGAAUGGCUACGCGACUCCACCAACCAGCUCCAGCAGUAUCAACUGCUGGCGAAAAAGGACAAGGAACUCUACCAGCUCAUCCUGGGUGCUAUCAAUACCCAAGCCGAAUACGUGAUUGGAUCUCCAUAUUGCAACGCCUUUCAGCCUCCUCCACCGAGCGGGUUGAGUCCGACCUUCCAGGGAGAUGGUGAUACCGUGCACCCAAUAUACGAGCAGUCAUUCGUAUUCGAAUGCAAGUACGAGCUGGAUUCACUUGCUCAUUUCCUCUCGCUUUCGAACCAGUUCUACAAUCACACUGGCUCUUCCGAAUUCCUGAACGCUCGAUGGCAUGUCGCUCUGGACACGCUACUUUCCGUUCUCUCCGAGCAGUCCAAGCCUACCUUCAACGCGAAGACUGGCGUCUACCAGGGAAACGAGUAUACUUUCCAACGACAGACGAACAUCGGCACCGAGACACUGGGUCUGAGCGGCGUUGGCAAUCCCUUGAACAGCGGAACCGGCCUUGUCCGCAGUGCUUUCCGCCCCAGCGACGACGCGACGAUUCUAGGCUUUUUCAUUCCAGCCAAUGCCAUGAUGAGCGUGGAGCUCAAACGCACAGCAGCCAUCCUCAUGGCCGCAGGUAAAAAGAACAUUGCACAACAAGUCCUGAAAUGGGGGGAGACCAUCGGCCAAGGCGUCUGGGAGCACGGCGUCGUCACGCACAAGAAGUACGGCCAAGUCUUUGCUUUCGAAGUCGACGGCUACGGCUCCCAUAUUCUCAUGGACGAUGCCAAUUUGCCUUCCCUGCUCGCUCUUCCGCUCUUGGGCUUCACAGACGCGAACAACGAGGUUUACAAAAACACCCGCAAGAUGAUUCUGGAGAAGAAUGGAAACCCAUAUUACCUGACCGGCGAGGACUUUAGCGGUAUCGGUGGCCCACAUGUUGGGCUGCAGAGUGCGUGGCCCAUGAGUGUGCUAGUACAGGCUAUGACUAGUGAUAGCGAUGAGGAGAUUAUGCGGUGUUUGGGGUCGGUGAAGAACGUUAGUCAAAAUGGUUUGAUACAUGAGAGUGUCAACGUGGAGUUUACGAAGACAUAUUCUCGAAGCUGGUUUGCUUGGGCAAACUCCGUGUUCGCACAGACGAUUCUGGAUCUGGCACAACGGAAGCCACAUUUGCUCUUCGGACCGGGUGCAGCGGCGUAUACACUCUGAAGACUCACACUGGUAGAUUUGGUACAGGUCAGGCGUUGGGACGGUGUCACUAAGAUGGUAUAGAUUGUAGCACGAGUAACUCAUUAUUAUUGUUCAUUCAAGUCUACCUGUCCAACACUACAAGUGACAUUAUAGCCUGACUGCUCUCCAACCACUACAGCCAGCACGGCUAAAAGGCAGAAUAUAUUACGAGACAUCCGCCUCGACGCCACGGCGGGCCAAGGCGGAAGUGACAUGCCAGCGCAUAUAUCUCUCCAUCUCCCGGCGGCCAACUUCCUCUCU